Molecule: messenger RNA, 3422 nt
Organism: Pectinophora gossypiella (pink bollworm)
Lineage: Eukaryota; Metazoa; Arthropoda; Insecta; Lepidoptera; Gelechiidae
Gene: Nep3
Product: endothelin-converting enzyme homolog
Exons: 14
Coding region: 642-3161 (839 amino acids)
Biological process (GO): protein processing
Cellular component (GO): plasma membrane
Molecular function (GO): metalloendopeptidase activity
Source: RefSeq, a predicted model, not a curated record
GCGCGGCGGAGGCCACACGUAUCGAUAAACGCAAAUGAUACAAAUACACUAUAAAUAUUUACAUAUAUUUAAUCUCAUAGGCAUAUCUUUAAUACAUGUGCGUCUGUGCGCGAUAAAUAGUUUCUAUAAUAAAACCAACGGCCUUGUUUCUCUUAAAUCGAAGAUGGUUAAAAAUAGUACACUUAUUUUUGGCGCGAAAUAGUUUUAAGAAGAAAUGAAAAUGUAAAUUGGAAACAGUGAAGUGGUUCAAAAAGGAGAAAAUACUCUAAAAGGAACUGAAGCUGAGAGAAAAUCUUGGAAGUAAUAAGAUUUUACAGUGAUGUUUUGAAGCUAUUGAAAGAUGAACAGGAAUCGUGGCAGUCGUCCAAAAUAAGCAGAUUCAGAUUUGGAUUGAAUACUAAAGGAAAUGUUUUGACUAACAAGCAAUUUGGGAGAAAAGUAACUAUAUACUCAUCUGUUAUUCAUUACUAAAAUUAAAACAGACAGUUGUUUUGACAGAAUCUACUGAUUAAAAACAGUGACGCUGUAAUACAAAAAAACACCUACUUAAACAUAUAUUAAAGUACUCAAACAGUCAUAACAUUGAAAUCAUAGCUGAGCAACAAAAUCGGCCCUAAAACACGACCUUGAGACACAUUGCCAUGGCUUCUAUUGAGGCGCCGACUUCUUCCGAAACGCCUGACGACACCCCAACUCCUUCCCCGGGCCCUGAAGCCGUAACAAAGUUCAACUUUCUAAAGAAGAUCCAUAAUGCUAGAAACAAUCCAUUUGUGAAACCUAGACCGUCGCUAACCAGAGAGAGUUCCAGUGCGGAACUGUUUUCAAGAGAGAAUUCGAGUCCGGAUUUCUUUCAAAGUUCCCGUCUGAAUCUUUUCGAGACUGCAGCGCCAAAGCCUGAAGUUUCGGCUCAAGGAUAUGUUAAGGGCAUAUCAUUCCUAGGAUGGCACCAGCGCUCGAAGCUGGAGCGAAUCUUGCUGGUGCUGAGCGCUGUGCUGUUUGCCGCCGUGCUGCUGGUGACCAUCCUGCUGGCGAUGAGAGGACCAUCAUACCUGCCCGUGCCGCCUUGCUACCAGCCUGAACCUAGAGAAGACUCAGUCUGCCUAUCAAGCUCCUGUAUCUACACAGCGAGUGAGGUGAUCAGAGCGUUGGAUGAGACCCAGAACCCUUGCGAUGACUUCUACGAGUUCGCAUGUGGAGGGUGGAUCAGAAACAACCCAAUACCCGAGGGGAAAUCCAGCUGGGGCAUCUUCAGCAAGAUCGAACUGCAGAAUCAACUCAUUAUUAGAUAUGCUCUUGAAAAAGUAAACAUCACUAAUCCACCAAGCGCAGAAGCCAAGGCACGUAUUUACUACGACGCAUGCAUUGACACCAAUGAGACGAUUGAGAAGCAAGGAGAGAAGCCCCUUGUGAAGAUUAUCAGGGAGCUGGGCGGGUGGCACCUUCUGAAUACCACCAUCAUCAGCUCCACCUUGAAACCACCGAAGUGGAACCUUCAGCGGUUACUACAGGAUGUUCAGAAUAAGUACAAUUUGGGAGGGCUUUUCAACUGGGCUGUUACGGAAGAUGAUCGGAAUUCCUCAAAGCACGUCAUAGUGCUGGACCAAGGCGGAUUGAACCUACCAACUCGAGACUACUACCUCAACAAGACAGCUCACAAGAAAGUUCUAGAAGCCUACCUAGACUACAUGACCAGAAUCUGUGUUCUACUCGGAGCUAAUAAAUCCGAAGCGAGGGCUCAGAUGGCUAAAGUCAUACAAUUUGAAACUGACUUAGCCAAUAUUACAACUCCCUUGGAAGACAGAAGGGAUGAAGAGGGGCUCUAUAACCCAUACACCAUCAGAGAAUGGCAGAAGAUCGCGCCAUUUCUGAAUUGGACUUUGUUCUUUAAUGAUGCAUUCACGCUUGUUAACAGAAGUAUAACAGAUGACGAAAGAAUCGUCGUAUACGCACCAGACUACUUCAGGAAUCUGACCAAGGUAUUAAAAAAAUACAGCAAGAACGAAGACGAUCAGAAAAUCCUGACCAGCUACAUGAUGUGGCAGGUUUCUCGCUCGCUGUCCACCUAUCUGUCUAAGUCGUUCCGUGACGCCACGAAGAUCCUGCGCAAGGCCCUCUUUGGAUCUGAAGGCACUGAGGAGUCCUGGCGUUAUUGUGUUACUGACACCAAUAAUGCUAUUGGGUUUGCAGUCGGCGCAAUGUUCGUCCGAGAAGUUUUCCAUGGGGAAGCGAAGACGCAGGGAGAGAUUAUGAUAGACAACAUACGGAAUGCCUUCAAGAGGAACCUGAGAAAUUUGGACUGGAUGGACGAGGAGACGAGGGGUGCUGCCGAAAUCAAGGCUGAUGCCAUAACUGAUAUGAUUGGAUUCCCAGACUACAUCCUGGACAAGUCGGAACUGGACAAGCAAUACGAGGAGUUGGAGGUGAAACCGAACGAAUACUUCGAGAACAACAUCAACUUCAAUAAGUACAGCCUCAGGAAUGAUCUGAAGAAGCUCGAUCAACCCGUCAAUAAGACUAAAUGGGGUAUGACCCCAUCAACGGUAAAUGCCUACUACACCCCCACUAAGAACCAAAUUGUCUUCCCGGCUGGUAUACUGCAACUGCCCUUCUAUGAUGGUGACAACCCUAAGAGCGUCAACUAUGGAGCCAUGGGGGUUGUCAUGGGGCAUGAACUCACUCACGCUUUUGAUGACCAGGGAAGAGAAUAUGACAGAUUCGGCAACCUAAACCAAUGGUGGAACAACGCAACGAUCCGUCGAUUCAAAACACGCGCUGAAUGUAUACAGAAACAGUACUCUACGUAUUCUGAGGAGGGACAACAUUUGAAUGGCAAGCAGACACUAGGUGAAAACAUAGCCGACAAUGGUGGCCUGAAGGCAUCGUUCCACGCUUACUUAGACUACAGCAAGACCGCACACAUGAACUAUACACUCCCAGGCCUCAAGUACAACCAUAGGCAGUUAUUCUUCAUAUCUUUUGCACAGGUAUGGUGCCAAGCGAUGACAAAAGAAUCAACGAAGAUGCAAAUUGAAAAGGAUGACCACACUAUCGCCAAGUACCGGGUAAUCGGACCUAUAUCUAAUUUGAAGGAGUUUUCUGAAGAAUUUGGCUGCCGUUUAGGCAGCAAAAUGAAUCCUAACCAUAAGUGUGAAGUAUGGUAGAUAUUUAAGCGUCACUGAAGAGCUAUUGACAAACGCUGCGCGUUUUGGAACCUGAAGGAACACGCGUGUUAAAACAGAAUCAAAUCAUAAAGACUCUGUUUUUGAAAAUGCACUAAAUGUCACAAAGUUGCUACGAUCAUGAAUGGGCAUGUUUAAUUCAUAAAAAAUAUUUUAUUUUUUAAUUUUACGAAUUAAAACAAUAAAGAGGAUCGAACCUUUUUUGUAUCUUUACAAAAGUCGUAAGUAGAAUUGAACAAAAUA